AUGAUGAAUGAUGAUGAUGAUGAUGCAUUGAUGUUAUCGGAGAGUGAUCAGAUGAAAUUAGAUGUAUUUAUGGAAAUGUUUCAUUUUGUGCAAAUAAUCGUAUUAAUUACUUUCGCUAUUUGUACAAUUUUGGGGAACACAUUGGUUUUGGUGGCGACUUGGAGAGAAAGAAGUCUUCAUCAACCAAAUAAAUACUUUAUUGCUUGUCUGGCUAUCGCAGAUUUGUUGGUUGGUAUGAUUUUAGAACCAUUAGAGCUGUACCAAAACACCUUGGAUGGUGAAUGGCAACGUACCAGGUCUAUUCACCUAUGUCGUUUUAUGGUGUGGAUAGAUACCUUCGCGUUAUCAGCAUCUAUUUAUACACUGACAUUUAUCAGUUUUGACCGAUAUCUCAAGAUCACGAAGCCACUUCAAUAUAGAGUCAGAAUGACAACUUCCAAAUCAUUGAAAAUUAUCUUUGUCAUUUGGUUGCUUACAACUGCCUUUGCCACCUACGCCGCCACUCCUAAUUCAGGAAGCCUGGGAAUCUUGGCUACAAGCGAGGAGCAUUGCAGUCCUGUUGAUGAUAAUAAGAUAACAGAAUUCUAUACUUUUCUGGCAGUAUGUGCAUUUUUUCUACCCACCGUGGUCAUACUUGUUAUGUAUGCUCUUAUUUUUGUUGUUGUUCAUAAACGACAGAAGAUGCUGAGAAAUGGGGAACUGGGUCAAACCUGCAAUGAUCGGAACCAACGACGUGCCUUUCUUCAAGAUCUGAAGACUAUUCGAAUGCUAUUGGUUGUCGUUGGAGUGUUUGUACUUUGUUGGGGCCCUUACUUUAUUUGUCUGUUUUGCUAUCCAAAUUCUGCUGAUAGCGAUAACCGCUCAUUAAGUUACUGGUAUUUGGUCCAUGCAGGUGGAGUAGUAGUAAAGACACUCCCACUCUUUAACAGUCUAUGUAAUCCAAUAAUCUAUGCCUGUCUGGAUCAAAC
This is a messenger RNA of Paramuricea clavata, 968 nucleotides long. The record is from the annotation of a GenBank genome assembly. NCBI's taxonomy places the organism in Eukaryota, Metazoa, Cnidaria, Anthozoa, Malacalcyonacea, Plexauridae.